UGCGGUCCGCAACUGCGUCGCGUGGUGCAGGGUGGAAACGCGCCUGCUUGAUUCCGUUCCGAGUCCCGCAUGCCAGUCCAACAGCAGCAGCAAGGAUGCCGCCGAUAGGGACAUUUUGGCUCGUCCUUUGCAUGUGCCUGUGCAGCAGCCUGGCUAAGAAGCCUGCUCGCUGCCCUUCAACUUGCAGCUGUUCCAAGGAAUCCAUCAUUUGCGUCGGCUCCUCUUCCGUCCCCAGGUUGAGCCCCGGCGACAUCAUUUCUUUGAGUAUUGUCAAUGGCACUUUCUCAGAGGUCAAAGAGGCAAUGUUCUCGCACAUGCCGUCACUCCAGCUGGUGCUUCUCAAUUCCAACUCACUUACCACAAUAAGGGAUGAUGCCUUCUCUGGCCUUCCGCAUCUGGAAUACCUGUUUAUUGAGAGCAACAAGAUCGAGACCGUCUCCAAAUAUGCCUUCCGAGGACUGCGGGACCUCACGCACUUGUCGUUAGCCAACAACAAAAUCAAGGCGCUGCCUCGGGACCUCUUCAAUGAGCUGGACUCUCUCAUCGAACUGGACCUGCGAGGCAACGCCUUCCAGUGCGACUGCCAAGCCAAGUGGUUGAUGACGUGGUUGCGGAGCACCAACGCCACCGUGUCCGACGUGCCCUGCGCCGGGCCGGAGGACGUCCAGGACAAGCGCCUCAACGACAUGAGCUUGCAAAACGAGUGUAUCUCGACAGAUUUCAUCCUGCAUCAAAGCAUGAGCUCAGAGUCGUUGUCCGUCGACACGUUCAGCUACAAGAACGACGUCUUUGUGGCGGUCGCCGCUCCCGGCGUGGAGAGCUGCAUGGUCCUCCAGUGGGACCACAUCGAAAUGAACUUCAGGACUUACGAUAACAUCACAGGUCAGUCCAUCGUGGGAUGCAAGUCGGUGGUGAUCGAGGACCAGGUGUUUGUCAUCGUGGCUCAGCUCUUCGGCGGCUCGCACAUCUACAAGUUUGACGAGGACCAAAGCACCUUCACCAAAUUCCAGGACAUCGAGGUGUCCAAGAUCUCCAAACCCAACGACAUCGAGGUUUUCCAGAUCGGCUCCGACCGCUUCUUCGUGAUUGCCGACAGCUCCAAAGCGGGCCUGUCCACCCUCUACAAGUGGAACGACAGCGGUUUUUAUUCCUACCAGUCGCUUCACGAGUGGUACCGCGACACAGAUGCCGAGUUCUUGGACUUGGACGGGAAAGCGCACUUGGUAUUGGCGAGCCGCUCGCAGGUUCCCGUCAUCUACCAAUGGAGCCGCACCAACCGGAAGUUUGCGCUCCACGGCGAGAUCCCCGACACGGAGGACGUGGUGGCCGUCAAGCACUUCCGGAUCAAGGACGAGCUCUACCUGGCCGUCACGCGUUACAUCGGGGACUCCAAAGUCCUGCACUGGGGCGCAAAGCAGUUCUCGGAGGUCCAGGCGCUACCAUCGCGAGGCGCCAUGAUCCUGCAGCCCUUCUCCUUCAAAGAGCGCCACUAUCUAGCCCUGGGAAGCGACUACACCUUCUCACAGAUCCUCCAAUGGGAUGAGCAGCAGAGCGAGUUUGAGCGCUUCAAGGAGGUCUACAUCCAGGCGCCGCGAUCCUUCACCGCCGUGUCCACGGACCGACGGGACUUUGUCUUUACGUCCAGCUUCAAGGGGAGCACGCAGAUCUGGGAGCACGUCAUCGUGGACUUGAGCUCGUGAGUCACUGGGCCAUAUUGCAAUGUUCAAACUACCCAAAGUCUUCCGCGAUUGAGGAGCGACGUUUCGGGAUUUAGCGGAAUUUUCACAAAAUUUUCAGUAUAUUUCCAGGACGUUAGCUAUAUUACCUAACACGAAUACGUUCAAACAUAUUCGCUAAUUAGUUCAAAUAUACUAGAAAGAUUUGUUCAAACGUACUUGGAGAUAAAUGAGUAGCAUGCUAAUAAAUGCUACAUAAGUAGCAUUUUACCUAUAAUGCCACAGCCUAUUGACUUGUACAUGUGCAAAUAUUAAGUAUAAGUAUUAGUAUUUGGCCUACAGUACACCAAAAUUUAAAAAAAAAAAAGGGGUAAAAUGCUACGUUUGUAGCAUUUAGCUCCAAGUACAUUUGGAUUUAUUUGCCGAACAAAAAGAAUUACUCCAAAUUGGAAACUCCACGCUUCCGUGAUAAAAUCUUACGCAAUAUGAUUUUACUAUGCGUCGUAAUUGAAAACAGAACGGUGUUGAAAAAAAAUCCACCUAGCCCUUCUUUCAUAAAAAUGACAAAAUAUUUUUUGAACCAGUCAAUUUGAUUCGAAUGUAGAACAGCAAAGUUUGAAUAUUGAAUUUCUGGAUUCAUUGCGUUCCCUGCGCUUUUUGUUCUCGAGUCUGGACGUCGUCUGUGCAUGUGACGUCAGAAUGCACUUUGCAUGUAGGCGUCGUGCACCCAACUCAGUCGCCCUGCACUCUGCAUUUUUGAUCGAGGAAUAGCCUAAAUAUUCAAUUAUACUUCAAUGACAUAUUUGUGUUUUUAAUUUUGAUCAAAUUUAUUUAACUCGCUAACUUCCAAGUCUGUAAAUUCCUGCUUUCUUGCCGUUCAUUUCUAGAAGGUUUUGAAGAUUUCUAACAACCCCCACGCAGACUUUAUAAAUUAAAUAGAUUUUCUUCAAACGUUGAUGUGUGAUUAAAAAUGGACAGAAAGGACCAUUUGUCUUUUUCUGGCCACAUUUGAGCUCCAAGCUUUUGUUUGGAAGCAUGUGCGCGAAUGUCCCGUCCGUUGCCUUCUCGACACGUGAACGAGCAUCGCAUCCCUUUUGCUGGGAAAGUCUUGAAGCACAAACCUUUAAACUGCUACCAAUGUUGCAUUUGGGUUUCGUAGCCUGCCGAUCAAACAAGGCAUCGCUCGACCAUGAGCUGAAUGUUAAUUUGCAAAUGACGCGUUCAUCCCCCACCCCCUAAAAAAAAAAAAAAAACUCAACAUGCCUGGCCAUCC
Messenger RNA from Syngnathus acus (greater pipefish), 2949 nucleotides. RefSeq names its product leucine-rich repeat LGI family, member 2a (gene lgi2a). The coding region runs from base 96 to 1700 and encodes 534 amino acids. Gene Ontology annotation, biological process: inhibitory synapse assembly. Lineage: Eukaryota; Metazoa; Chordata; Actinopteri; Syngnathiformes; Syngnathidae. The record is from RefSeq and is a predicted model, not a curated record. The transcript is spliced from 8 exons. Gene Ontology annotation, molecular function: protein binding.